This is a messenger RNA of Osmerus eperlanus (European smelt), 2518 nucleotides long. RefSeq names its product arylsulfatase B (gene arsb). The record is from RefSeq and is a predicted model, not a curated record. NCBI's taxonomy places the organism in Eukaryota, Metazoa, Chordata, Actinopteri, Osmeriformes, Osmeridae. Bases 205 to 1767 code for a protein of 520 amino acids. The transcript has 10 exons.
UGGUUACUGUCUAGAGGGACAAAAAUCAACCUGGAAGCUUCAGAAACAGUCAUGCUUGUGUUUUUCCUUUCCAAACAUACAAACGUCUUGUGAUUGAUUACUUCUUAUUAAGUUACUUAAGUAUAUUAUCGUGUUAAACCAGCAUUUUCGUCAGUGCAUUUCUGCAACUAGCAAGGAUACACUUCUUCCUCGUAGACGAAGGCGAUGGUACUUGUGCAGUGGAUUUCGGCAACUACAAGUACAAUUGUCUUCAUAUCCGUUGCCCUACUGCUUGUUGAAGCUAAACAGCCCCCGCACAUAGUGUUUAUUCUUGCAGAUGACUUCGGCUGGCAUGAUGUUGGUUAUCACGGAUCUGAGAUCAAAACGCCGAACCUGGACAAACUUUCCGCAAAAGGCGUCAGAUUGGAAAAUUACUACGUUCAGCCGAUAUGCACCCCCUCUAGGAAUCAACUCAUGACCGGCCGCUAUCAGAUUCACACGGGCAUGCAGCAUGAGAUCAUCUGGCCUUGCCAGCCCUACUGUGUUCCCCUGGCUGAGAAGCUGUUGCCCCAGCUGAUGAGAGAAGCUGGCUAUGCCACGCACAUGGUGGGAAAGUGGCACCUUGGCAUGUACAAGAAGGACUGCCUACCCACACGCAGGGGGUUUGAUUCUUAUUUUGGCUACCUGACAGGAAGUGAGGACUACUUCAGCCACCAGCGUUGUAGCCCCGUCCCCCCUCACAACGAGACGCGCUGCGCCCUCGACCUGAGAGACGGGGAAGAGGUUGCCACGGGAUACACAGGCACAUACUCAACGCAGCUGUUCACAGACAGGGUCACCAGCAUCAUCGCUAAACAAGAUCCCAACAAGCCUCUCUUCCUCUACGUGGCUCUGCAGGCCGUCCAUGCUCCUCUACAGGUGCCCGAGCGCUACAUCGCCCCCUACAGCUUCAUAAAAGACCAUCACCGUAGAGUGUACGCAGGCAUGGUGUCGGCCAUGGAUGAGGCGGUGGGCAACAUCAGUCUGGCUCUGCAGGAGAGAGGCCUGUGGAGCAACACAGUGCUGAUCUUCUCAACAGAUAAUGGAGGACAGACUCUCACAGGGGGCAGCAACUGGCCUCUGAGAGGGAGGAAGUGCACGCUGUGGGAGGGCGGAGUCAGGGGCGUGGGCUUCGUGACCAGCCCACUCCUGAAGAAGGCCGGGACCGUCAGCCGAGAGCUGGUGCACAUCUCUGAUUGGCUGCCCACGCUCGUCAGCCUGGCGGGGGGGACAACCAAUGGCACGAAGCCGCUGGACGGGUUUGACGUGUGGAAUACUGUCAGCAAAGGCUUUGCGUCACCCAGAGUGGAGCUGCUCCACAACAUAGACCCUCUGUACGUCGACAUGGCCCCAUGUCCUGGCGUCGCGUCCCGGUUGACCUUGGCUCGGGGUUCUGGUUCGGAGCUGUGGUCUAACUCUGGCUUCAACGUAUCCGUUCACGCAGCCAUCCGCUACAUGAAAUGGAAGCUUCUGACUGGGUACCCAGGUUGUGACGUGUGGUUCCCCCGGCCGGGGCAGGAGGGUUCGGAGAGGAGCGGUCUGAAGGACGCUCCACUGAAGCCUGUCAUGCUGUUCAACCUGGAGGACGACCCGGAGGAGAGGCUGGACGUGUCGGACCAGUACCCAGACGUGGUGGACCAGCUCCUCAGAAGACUGCGUCACUACCAGAGCACAGCCAAGCCAAUCAUCUACCCCGAUGACGACCCCAGAUGUGACCCUGGCACUGGAGCCUGGGGACCCUGGGCCUAGAUGAUGAAGAUGAUGUGGAUGAGGAUGAUGUGGAUGAGGAUGUGGAUGAGGAUGUGGAUGAGGAUAUUAGACCAGGGUCAGAAUUCAAGGUCAAAAUGACCUCUCGGGGUUGUCUUACAGAAUACACUUCAGUCAUCAUACUGUAUGUAUUAUCAACAUCAAGACACUCCACUUUAGGAAUCAUUACAAUGCGAUUCUUUUAACUUAUGGUAAUUUUGUACAUUCUUGUUUAUAGUUAUGUAAAUUGUCGAUGUGGUCUGAUAUCCAGUAAAUGUUUCAUGUGGUCAGUCUGGAGUUUUUGGAAACUGCAAUACAUCUGAGCUCUGAAUUUAACACACCAUUAACGGACUGAUAUAGUGUGACAUCGCUCUGCUUUUCCGUGCCCCUGGAGAUUAGGUAACCUCAGCUGAAGCCAUUGCGUAAACAUGGUUCCCAACACAUGUUGCUGGUUUAAGCCUCUCCUGCUGUUUCAGGUAUUUGUACUUAAUUUAUUUAACAUUAAGUAGAACCUCACCCCUCUGGUGUGUCAAACACACACAAACAGAAAUAGCAUGCUGUAAAUCUAUGGGAGUCAGGUGGCUGAGCGGUUAGGGAAUCGGGCUAGUAAUCAGAAGGUUGACCGUUCGAUUCCCGGCCGUGCAAAAUGACGUUGUGUCCUUGGGCAAGGCACUUCACCCUACUUGCCUCGGGGGGAAUGUCCCUGUACUUACUGUAAGUCGCUCUGUAUAAGAGCGUCUGCUAAAUGACUAAA